AGUUAUAUGUGCAGGUUAUGCUGAUGUUUUAGAAAACCUCUCAGCUGUGUCAAACAUCACCCUCACAGUGUGAUAAUGAACCUCAGCUGAGAAGCCAAAAAAUAAUAAUCAUGAAAUAAAGAAAAAUCUAUUUUAAUUUUAAAGAGCUAAUCUGAGCUGAUGACGUGUGUGUGCCAGAUCUUAGCCUGAUGUUUUUCACUGACAGUCUCACAGUCAGACCCGCCCUCCGUCUAUAAAAGUGCCAUUUUUUUCCACUCCGCCCAUGCGCGCUCAGUCUCACACACAACCACAGAGUCACCGCAUAUCCCACAGUCCGUGAAGGCAGCAGCGUCAAGCAGGCAGUCCGGAGUUUCCAGCGGCGCAGAGCAGGAGGCGCACACGGAUUCGGGGCCUCGGAGAUCCGCAGGUUUCACUUUGAAUCCGCGUCUGGCUGCUGGAGAGUCUGCCCGAGUCUGCGGAGGACUUCACUGCGAGGAAGAGGUGGGGGAGGAGAAGGAGGGAGAGGAGACGCUGCUCGGGACCGGGAGCCGGUCCAGCGGUCCAGCGCUCUGGUCAACCCGGCGGUCAUGUUCGGCACACGAAAGACCUGGGACCUCGGCCACGCCCCCUGCCUGCAGGAUCUCUGGAAGAAAGACCUCUCAUUGGAUGCGAGCUCAGUGGACUUCCUGAUGAGUGAUGGUGAAGACGACGGCUCCUUCCUUUCUCUGCCCAGUACCGCCUUCUCGCAGCGCCCCUCUCUGACCGCCGAGCUCAGCGAAACGAGCACGACCAGCCAGCAGCUGAUUAUCCAGACCCUACAGGACAAAGUUUGCGAGUUUCAGGCUCGACUUCACUCUGAAGAAGUAGCCCGCCACCUGCUGGUGCAGCAGCUGCAGCAGAGUGUCAAAGAGAAGACGGGUGGAGGCGCUGAGACGCUACAGGAAGAGCAGACGUCAGAGACGCCCAAGGGUGUGAGGGUGGUGCAGCCCGGUGCGGAUCGUCUCAGCUGUCCAGAGGAAGAGCAGCUCGUUACUCGGCUGCGCACACAGGUGGAGGAGCUGGAGGAGAAGCUGUUGGAUCAGACCCAGGAGGUGGAGAGACUUCGCUCUGAACUGGGGGCGACAGACCUGGAGAAGCAGCUGGAGCUGCUGGUGGUGGAGAAUGAGCGUCUGAAGCAGGAGCUGAAGUCAUGCAGGAGCUCAAAGCUUCAGAAGCUCGACGCUGCCGCAGAGACCUGCAGCUGCAGCCACUGCCCCCACAGCCAGGAUGUGGAGGCCCUGCGGAGGGAGGUGUCCCGCUGGGAGACCCAGGCCCGUCAGAGGGAGCGGCGGCUGGCUGAGUUGGAGAGAGAGCUGCUGGAGAAAAGCUCCAGGACGGAGGCCCUCCAACGGCAGCUGGACGACUCCACCCGGCAGCUGGACGACAGCCGCAGGCAGCUGGAGGAGUCGAGGCGGAGGCAGGGGGAGGCUGAACAGAAACUCACCCUCCGGCUGCAGGAGUGCGAGGAGGAGCUCGCCAGACAGGCAGCCACGCCCCCCAGAGUCAAAGUGAGGAUGCCGUAUGUGACGCAGACGGUGGAGGUGGAGUCGGCAGACUCUCAGAAAGCUGUGGCUGAAAUGCAGGUGAAGAACAACGCCCUGCAGGAGCAGCUUUCUGCACAGAGGCAGCUGCUGCGAGAGCUCGAGACGCAGCUGCAUGAGUCGCAGAGGACCUGCGCUCAGCUCAGGACGCAGAUCCUGGUUUAUGAAGGAGAGAUGGAGCGAGCUCAGGGUCAGCUGGAGGCAGAGAUGCAGAACCUGGAGGAGGAGAAGAACCGUGUCAUCGAGGAGGCGUUCAUCCGAGCCGAGAGCGAGAUGAAGGCCGUCCACGAGAACCUCGCAGGUGUGCGUAUGAACCUGCUGAGCCUGCAGCCGGCCCUCAGGACUCUCACCUCGGACUACAACUGUCUGAAGAGGCAGGUACAGGACUUCCCCUUCAUGCUGGACAAAGCAAUCACGGAGGCCAAACAGGAGAUCUGCCAGGUGAUCAGUGAGGUGAGCAGCACCAACCAGGAGCUGCUGCGUAAAUACAAGCGAGAGAUGAACCUGAGGAAGAAAUGCCACAACGAGCUGGUUCGACUCAAAGGUAACAUCCGUGUGUUCUGUCGCGUCCGGCCGGUCAGUCAGGAGGAGCAGGACUCCGCCGAUGCCAAAACCAUGCUGAGCUUCGACUCGGACGACGACGCCAUCCUCUACCUCUCUAACAAGGGCAAGGUCAUGACCUUUGAGCUGGAUAAAGUCUUCCCCCCUCACGCCACGCAGGAAGAGGUGUUUCAGGAGGUUCAGGCUCUGAUCACUUCCUGUAUUGAUGGCUAUAACGUCUGCAUCUUCGCCUACGGGCAGACCGGCUCCGGGAAAACCUACACCAUGGAGGGUGUCGCUGAUAAUCCCGGCAUCAACCAGCGUGCUCUGCGGCUGCUGUUCUCCGAGGUGACGGAAAAAGCUCCAGACUGGGACUACAAAAUCACCGUCAGCAUGGUGGAAAUCUACAACGAGACGCUGCGGGACCUGCUCGGGGAGAAUCCGUCUGACAAGCUCGACAUAAAGAUGAAUCCCGAUGGCAGCGGCCAACUCUACGUCCCCGGACUGACCGAGAUCACCGUGCAGAGUCCCGAGGACAUCAACAAGGUGUUUGAGUUGGGUCACGUCAACAGAGCGACAGCCUGCACCAACCUGAACGAGCACAGCUCGCGGUCACAUGCUCUGCUCAUCAUCACGGUCUCUGGAUUCAACACAGCCACUGGCAACCGCACGCAAGGGAAGCUGAACCUCGUGGACCUGGCGGGCUCGGAGCGGAUCGGUAAGUCGGGGGCGGAGGGCAGUCGGCUCAGAGAAGCUCAGUGCAUCAACAAAUCCCUGUCGGCGCUCGGCGAUGUCAUCAACGCGCUGCGGAGCAAACACUCCCACGUCCCGUUCAGAAACUCCCGCCUCACGUACCUGCUGCAGGACUCGCUGAGCGGAGACAGCAAGACCCUGAUGAUGGUGCAGGUCUCUCCGUUGCCCAGCAACAUGAGCGAGUCAGUCUGCUCGCUGAAGUUCGCUCAGAGGGUUCGCAGCGUCGAGCUGAGCUCCUCGUCCUCCAGGAAACACGAGAACUCAUCCACGUCAUCCUCGCCCACCCACGACAGCGUUGAGCUGGACUCCCCCCCGGUGACCCCGGUCCCUCUCCCCAUCUCUCGGGCCAGCAGCGCCGGCUCCACCCUCUCCUCCGCCUCCAGAACUCCCAGCAGCUCCCGCAGGAGGUCCCAGUCGCAGCUCUCCACAGGACGACUGAAGCUGACAGCCUGACGGACGCCACGAUGUCGCUGCAGGACGGGCGGCGGGGUGUCAGCCAGCACCCCGAGGCCUCUGCCGCCUCCCUGCUGCUCUUCCUGGAUUUAUUUCCUCCUCAGCCAACGACAGGAGCGGCAAAAACGAGCAAAGACCGAUGGGAACUUUAUAGGACAGGACGGUCUUAAAUCUGAACAGACUCUCAUGAGACGAUGGCCAAACGUCUGGACUGCAGUGACGUCUGAUAUGAGCUGACGGGACUCGCGCUCCUCCGUCGGGACUCAACUAAAAUCCUUAUUAACCCUGAAAUCAGUAUCUGCUCUCCAAUCAGUAUUUCUCAUUGUUUCUUUGUUGCACUUUAAACUUUUAAUUAUUUUCUAACCCAAAAGUGGUUGAUGAUGCAUAAAUGCAUAAUGUGUUUGUAUAUUUAUGUUUGACAUGCUUUAAUUGUUUUUCUUUUGGAGAAUGCGGGCACAUGAAUUUUUCCGUUUUUGUUUUUUUGUGAUCCAAAUUUAAAUUUUUUUUUUUUUAAAUAUUAUUUUGUCUCCAUCUGUUUUUAAUCUUUUUUCUCUGCACCGUGUUCGAUGGAGGAUUUUGAGGCUGAAACCUUAAAGUGUACAUUUUUUUUUCAUAAAGUUGGGAUAAAUUUAAGUUUUUUUUCACGUGUGUUGUGUUCCCAUCUGUAGUUUCUGAAGGCUUUCCUCCUUUAUCCAAUCAGGGUACUCCACUGAUCCUAAGCUGUCCAAUAGGACGUGAGCAAUACGAGGAAAUCUGUAGGUUGAUUCUCAGUCUUCUGCUCCUGUGGACGUUCCGUUUAUUUCAAACUUCCUUCAGCUAGAAGAACAAAAAGACUCGAAUCGUAUCUAAACUCCUUUCUUCUCUGUGCGCUUCUGCUGUCAUCUCUUCACCCGUUUGGAGAAAACAAAAACCUCCAGGAAACCACUGGUGACCUUUGACCUGAGAUAGGACACGUGUAGCUGUUGACUUGGUGCUGUUGCUGAGGCGAAGUGAACUGUUAGCUGUAGCUGUAGUAAACAGGAAUGCUUAGAAACGCGAUGAGCUGCUGUGUGUUGUUGACCUGAUGAUCAAACUCUCUGCUUGCUGUUUUGUUUUGGGGUUUUUUUGUAUUUACUUUUUAAUAAACGCUCCAGAACAAACGCA
Molecule: messenger RNA, 4448 nt
Organism: Oreochromis aureus
Lineage: Eukaryota; Metazoa; Chordata; Actinopteri; Cichliformes; Cichlidae
Gene: kifc3
Product: kinesin family member C3
Exons: 21
Coding region: 567-3305 (912 amino acids)
Biological process (GO): microtubule-based movement
Molecular function (GO): ATP binding; microtubule binding; microtubule motor activity
Source: RefSeq, a predicted model, not a curated record